AUGCCAGAAGUAACGGUGCUAGUCCCUCUGCACCCGCCCCACGGCUGUAGGCUGUGCCUCCCCAUACCAAGGGAGUACAGCGACCAUGCGGGCCUGGUCAGGCAUCUUAGGAGAGAGCAUGAGGUGCCGCUUCUCUUUGAGUGUAGGGCCUGUGGACUCGUCCUAGAAAAACUUAAGGCUAUGAAGAUCCACCAGACCCGCUCUGAGGCCUGCAGAGCAAGCAUCGAUGCCGCUUCCCCGCCGCCACCGCUCCCAGCUGACCGUGUUAUCCGGAGAAUACCAAACAGACCGAGGAAAAGCUAUGCUGCGAGAAAACCUCGACCACAGUCCUCGCCCGUCUCCGCUAGUGACCAAUCCCACAUGGACCCUCCAUCACCGGCCUCGCCGCCCUCUCCACCUCAGCGUCGCCCAAGAAGAAGGACCACUAGACCCGUCCGGGCGAGCCCUGAAGUGGAACAGCCAUCUGGGACACCCAGCAACGAAGCGAUCCCUCCAACGCCGACACCAUCCUACGCUGAUGUCCUACGCUCAAGCCCGGCAAGUACCGCACCAACGCCUAGCCGCCGUGACGUCUCAGCUUCACAACCAUCACGUCCCCCAACAGCUACAAGGGACACUCCCCAGCCCUCAACUGGGGACUCUCAGGUAGGCCCACUACCUAUCUCUUCCCCCCCAUCAGGUCCACUUACUAUUACGCAGGAAAUCCGCAAUAGACCUACUACAUCCAACAACCAGCAAGCCGAUGCACCUCCACCAUCAUGGGUAUCAGCAUGGAUCGCCAGAUUUGACGCCGCAAUCGACGAAGACAUCUUGGAGGGAGUUUUGGGAGACUUCAUCACCUUGGCGCAGCAGAUAUGUAAAGUCCACACCCCACCCCAGCAGCAACAACAUCAACCUCGCAACCACCGUAGCUCGAGUGACCGCGACAACAGCUCCCAGCCGGAGGCAGGUGAAAUCCAGCGGCUCUAUCGAGCCAACCGUAAGCGCGCCUUCGACCGCGUCGUCGGCGGCCCCUCCCGUUUCUGCCGAAUAGACGCCAAAUCCAUCGAGGACCAUUACCGGGAGAUGUAUAAAGCUACAACACCUACUGACAUCGCUCCAGUUCCAGUACGACCAUGCACGCCUCCUGACACCAACAACCCUUUCGAGGCCCCUUUCACCCCCCAAGAGGUAGCCCGACGCAUCUCCAAAGGCCACAACACUGCACCUGGCCCAGAUAGGCUUAGAUACCUGCACUGGAGGCGGGUCGACCCAAAAGGACUAAUCACGGCAGCCAUCUUCAACGCCGUACGCAGAAUAGGAUAUGUUCCCAGCAGCUGGAAGAUUUUGACCACUGUGCUUAUACACAAGAAGGGUGAGGUCUCCAACAUCAGCAACUGGCGCCCGAUCUGCCUCUCCAACACGCUCGGCAAGCUCUACACCGCUUGCCUUGCCGAUAGACUGCUAUGCUGGUGUAACACUAACAACCGCCUAUCUCCUUCACAAAAAGGGUUUUUAAAUUAUCAGGGCUGCAUUGAGCACAACUUUGUGCUCCAAUCUGUUAUUCAAAACGCCCGGCGCUGCAGGAAAGACUGCUUUAUCGCUUGGCUGGAUAUUGCCAAUGCGUUCGGCAAUAUCCCCCAUGCGACCCUCUGGGAAUCCCUCAAGUGGCACGGCCUCCAUCAAGAUGCAAUCUGCGUGCUACAACAGCUCUAUGAUGGGUCGUCCACUCAGGUUCGUACCAGUAUGGGCCUCACUGAGCCCAUCCCAAUGCAAUCUGGGGUCAAGCAGGGCUGCCCCAUCAGCCCGUUGCUUUUUAUUCUUGCAGUUGAACCAGCCAUACGCCGCAUUGUGGACCUCGACAAAGGGUACUCUCUUAACGGCUACCCAACCAGUGUCUUGGCAUACGCCGACGACAUUGCUCUCAUAAGUGACACAGCAGAAGGCCUCCAAAUGCAACUAGACGCCAUUGCAGACUGGACUAAUUGGGCGAACAUCAACUUCAACACUGCCAAAUGUGGGACUCUCAGCAUUAAAGGUAAGGAACACGCCACUAGUAAUAACUCCUUCCUUCUCAAUCAACAGACUAUCCCCGUCUUGGGCAACGACGAUGCCUACCGCCACCUUGGUGUUCCCACAGGCUUUGGUAAACACGACACCCCUACCGCAACUACCGAUGGAAUUCUGCAGUCAUUGGUAAAGCUGCACACCUCUAAGCUGGCGCCGUGGCAGAAGGUGGACGCACUGAACACCUUCAUCAUGCCCAAGCUCACCUUCUGCCUAACGGCCGGGACAACACCUAAAAGCACGCUUACCAAAAUUGACAGGGCCACAAAGCGCUAUGUCAAAAAAUGGCUUGGCCUCCCACAACGGGCCAGCCCCGAAAUAGUGCACCUCCCCUACAUGUGUGGCGGGACCAAUGUUACGCCCACAAAUCAACUGGCUGAUAUCGCUCAGGUGUCUCAUGCGAUGCACCUUUUUUUCUCCAAAGACCCCAACAUCACAGGCAUCGCCAUAAAAGCACUCACCGAGGUCAUCAACAAGCGUAUAGGUAGGACCCCCAACGACGAAGACUUAUGCCAAUACCUCAACGGGUCAAUGGUUGGCGACUUUGGGCUACCAAGCACUGACAUUACAUCAUUGUGGACGAGGCUCCGAAUGGCCACGAGACGUUUAAAGAAACGCAUCAACAUCACCUGGACAGUCGGACCCGGAAAUCUGCCCAACAUCUCAGCAGGUACUACGCUAAUCCGUCCAGAGGACUGCCAGAGGGUCCUCUGCGGCCUUCUAAAAGAACACUUCCUCGGAAAGCUGCUUGCUAAACCUGAUCAAGGAAAAGCAUACAAAGUGACAUCAUUCAGUCCGGUAAGUAACCAUUUCAUAAACAACGGAAAAUAUACUCGAUUUUCCGACUGGUACUUCAUCCAUCGGGCGAGGAUGAGUGUGGUGGCUCUCCGCGGACAUAGACGCUUUGGCAACGACACCAAACGUUGCAGGAGAUGCGGCUAUGUCCGGGAGACCCUAGCCCACGUCCUCUGCCACUGUCCACCAAAUCUGCAUAUCAUCACGCAAAGGCACAACGCCAUACUCAACCGUCUAGUGGCAGCAUUCAAACCCGAAGGAGCCACUGUACUCGUCAACCAACGUGUACCGGGGUUCAGCGACAUCUGUCGACCAGAUAUGGUGAUCAUUGACGAAAAAUCAAAAUCAGCCACAAUCAUCGAUGUCACGACGCCUUUUGAGAACGAACAGACCGCCUUCCAGCUUGCGAGAGAGGAAAAACUACGCAAAUAUGCUCCCCUUGCACAGCACUUCCGCCAGCAAGGCUUCGACACCCACAUCAGUGCUUUUAUUGUCGGAGCUCUCGGUGGAUAUGACCACGCCAACGAGGCAACCUUGCAGCGGCUUGGCAUCAGUCGUCACUAUGCCAAACUUAUGAAAAAACUAAUGGUUAGUGACUCUAUAAAAUGGAGUAACGACAUCUACAGAGGACACAUCGGCGAUACCCGCCAGCAUCGUACAACAUCGCUCCCGCCCAGCAACAACUAA
This is a messenger RNA of Centruroides sculpturatus (bark scorpion), 3528 nucleotides long. RefSeq lists its product as uncharacterized. Lineage: Eukaryota; Metazoa; Arthropoda; Arachnida; Scorpiones; Buthidae. The record is from RefSeq and is a predicted model, not a curated record. Bases 1 to 3528 code for a protein of 1175 amino acids. The transcript has a single exon.